Molecule: messenger RNA, 984 nt
Organism: Lasiosphaeria miniovina
Lineage: Eukaryota; Fungi; Ascomycota; Sordariomycetes; Sordariales; Lasiosphaeriaceae
Product: Alpha/Beta hydrolase protein
Exons: 2
Coding region: 1-984 (327 amino acids)
Cellular component (GO): membrane
Molecular function (GO): monoacylglycerol lipase activity
Source: RefSeq, a predicted model, not a curated record
AUGACGACAUUUACAGAACAAGAGGGCACAUUUGACGUCGGCGGCAAGAGCCUCUACACCAAGACGUUCCUGCCCGCUGGCCCGAUUAAGGCAAAGCUAGUCUUUGUGCACGGCUUCAGCGACCAUGUCGGGCGCUACACGGCCUUCUUCUCGGCGCUCGCGGAGCGCGGCAUCGCCGUCUACGGCUUCGACCAGCGCGGCUGGGGCCGCAGCGUGAGCAAGCCGUCCGAGAAGGGUCUCACGGGGCCGACGACGCGCGUCAUCGCCGACAUCGCGGCAUUCGUGCAGCCGCACCUGCCAGCGUCGCCGUCCUCGGACCCGCCGCUGUUCGUCAUGGGCCACUCCAUGGGCGGCGGCGAGGUGCUCACGCUGGCGGCCGACGCGGCGUACCAGGACAGCGUGGUGCGCCACGUGCGCGGCUGGCUGCUCGAGAGCCCCUUCAUCAGCUUCUCGCCCGAAGAGCAGCCUAGCUGGCUCAAGAUCAACGCCGGGCGGCUCGCGGGCCGCCUGCUGCCGCGCCACCAGCUGUACCACGAGCUCGCGCCGGCCAACCUGUCGCGCGACGCAGCCGUCGUGCAGAGCAUCGGCGAGGACACGCUAAUGCACAACACGGGCACGCUCGAGGGCCUCGCGGGGCUACUGGACCGCACGCAGUCGCUGGUGGGCGGAGCCACGCGGCCGCGCGGCGACGCCGUCCGCAGCGUCUGGUUCGGCCACGGCACCAGCGACAAGGCCACCAACUUCGCCUCGAGCAAGAACUACUUUGACAAAUUCCUCGACGCCGUCCCCGACAAGCAGUUCAAGGCCUACGACGGCUGGUACCACCAGCUGCACGCCGACGGCCCCUGUAGCGCCGAGUUCUACAGGGACGUCGGCGACUGGAUCCUGGCCCACGUCGAUGCCCCGACGCCGGCGCCCACGCCGACGACAGAUGCGAACCCGUCGGCACCCGCCGCGGCGCCGUCCACCGACGCCAAGCUGUGA